AUGGAUUGUUGCACGGAUCAAAAGCCAAUCAUCCUGGCCAGUGGUGAAACCUUGAUCCCAACGGCCAGCAUGACGACCCAAACAAUUACAACUAGCAUCAGCGGUACCACGAUUGCUUCGAUUCUCAGCAAUGACGAUGCUGCUACCGCUGCUGAUGAUGACGAAGAGGAAGAAGACGAUGAUGGUGAUGACAAUGCCACAGUGGCCGCUGAAGGCGAAAUUGGUCAUCUGCAAAGGCUGCCAGUUGCCAAUUACAGGACAAUUCAUGCUAAAGGUAAGCACAACGAUGCUAAAAGCAAAAUUAGGUGUGUUACUACGUGA
Molecule: messenger RNA, 321 nt
Organism: Gongylonema pulchrum
Lineage: Eukaryota; Metazoa; Nematoda; Chromadorea; Rhabditida; Gongylonematidae
Source: the annotation of a GenBank genome assembly